Plectropomus leopardus (leopard coralgrouper) is the source of this 1041-nucleotide messenger RNA. It is a transcript of the gene cdca9, whose product is annotated as cell division cycle associated 9. Gene Ontology annotation, cellular component: chromosome, centromeric region; spindle midzone; chromosome passenger complex. Gene Ontology annotation, biological process: mitotic sister chromatid segregation. The record is from RefSeq and is a predicted model, not a curated record. Lineage: Eukaryota; Metazoa; Chordata; Actinopteri; Perciformes; Serranidae.
ACAGGUGUGUAUUUCUACACACUGAGCUGAGCUUUGAGAGGACGAGACAACAAAAUGCCGUUGAAGCGGACGAGAAACGGAGGAAAUAAUCUCAUGAAAGAAAAGCUGAGCCGGGAGAUGCGACAGAGCAGACUGACUCUCUUCAUUCAGCAGUUUGAGAAAGAAGCACAAGAGCGGAUGAACGAGUUAGACGCCAAAUUGGAGAACAUGUUGACGACGGUGGACAAAGUCUUCAAAGUGGAGGUGAUGAAGAUGCCACCUUCUCUUCAAAAAACGCUCAUAGGGGAAUUAAUAAGCGAGGAAGUCUCAGCAAGCGACGUGUCAAUUGCCAUGAAGAAUGAGUCCCUUGAGAUGCCGCAGCCCCUCCGGAGGGUCCACAGUAAAAGAGUAAAAUCAACUGAUUCUUCACCGGGUCAGCCCAGCCCAGCCCAGAGGUCCUCAUCCAAGACCUCCAAGGGAGGAAAGGGGACAAAGAGGACCAGAACAUUAGUCGGCAGCAACAGCACUGGAAAUCUCACGGGUGCCUCGGCCCCUGUGAAAAGAACUCAAAGCCGCGUGACCAGGACCAAUGAGCAGACCAGAUCGACCAAACCCAAACUCAGGUCUGUCGUCUCUGCCGGUGACCUGCACUGUUCAAUGGUGGGCUCUGCUGCACACAUCACUGUCACCACAGCGCUGGGACAGACUGUCUGCUUCUCUGAAGAGACGAAGGAUGAGAUUAACUUGGACUUGCUGGAUGAUGUGGCAUGGUGCCAGAUUCAGAAGCUCACGACUGUCAACAUGAAAAGAAAGAUCAGUCCUGGAGGCUCUGCCCUCCUGUUUCCCGAGGGGUCCGCUGGUGUGCAGGUGGCAGCAGGGGUUACAGAAUCUGGCAGGACUGAAAAGGAGAUCCCCGCACGGCAUCCCUCUAUUGUGCCCUCUGAGACAGUGGAGCCGGAGCGCAGCGCGGAGAGGAGAGCAGACCUCUUUCUCCCUGAGUGACUGGACGGACUGGGACAGACGGACAGCGAGCGGACAAUCACAACUGUCUCUGCACUUUGA